This is a messenger RNA of Culex quinquefasciatus (southern house mosquito), 4951 nucleotides long. RefSeq lists its product as uncharacterized. The record is from RefSeq and is a predicted model, not a curated record. The transcript is spliced from 9 exons. Bases 924 to 4625 code for a protein of 1233 amino acids. NCBI's taxonomy places the organism in Eukaryota, Metazoa, Arthropoda, Insecta, Diptera, Culicidae.
AUUCUGCAUCAAGCCCGCGACUUGAACGCGCGAAUACGGCCGACUAGGCGACGAACCGAGCUGUGUUUACUCGCGUGAUUCCGUCACCGUCCGUCACCCUGUUCAAGUCGCGUUCGAAACGAAAAAAAAGUGCGGGUUUGAGAUUUUUGAAGAUGUAACACCGCGUUUGGCCGUGACCAAAGGCGCGAAGGAGGAGUUUGCUGACAGUUCGGACAACGAACCUGGAUUAGAAUCGAUCGAUCCGUAUGGAGUGACCGCAAAAGGAUUGACACGUUCCGGACGAUUUUGGAUAAGAAUUCCGGGGGCCAGUGAAGAAUGAGAGUGGGUGCAGAUCAAUCAUACUUAGUGUUGGCUAGAAUCACGGUGUGUAACGAUCGUGUGGAAAAUAAAAAUAAUAAUAAAGAAUAAAUAAUUGUAGGAAAAAAAAUCUACACCCCAGAAGUUGGUCAUUGGUCAGUGGGAAGUUCUAGAAGAGAGAGAAAAAAAAACAUCGAAGAUCAAUCGUCAACUCGCGAUGGCUUGAAGAAUCCAGUUCUGGUCGAGAACUGGAGCCGUGAAUACGUGUGACAAAGUGACACGGAAGCCGAGGUGCUCCGCGAUAGUUGUGAAACGUGAAAUAGUGAAAAACGACGAAGACGACGACGAACCCCGCACACUCCUCUGGAUUUAUGCACGUGUGCACGUGCGUCGAACGAGUGACCGUGCGUGAAUCGAGAAGUUGAGUGACAGAGAGAGAGAGAGGGAGAGCAAGAAAAGCUUCAAGGAAUAGUGAAAUAGUGAAAAGGUGUGCGAAGAAAAGGGUGCGACGGAGAUACGCUGGUUUUAGAACGAACGAUUACUAUAUAUGGUUCUAUUCUAAACAAACCUUAAUUCGCACACACACACACCCAACCCAAACCCCAGACGUCGGGACGCACCCCACCAUGAGCGAGUUCAGACUGGCCAGCCCCGUCGGAACUCCCGGCACCGUGCGAAGGGCCAAACGGGGGGCCGCCGAUGGCGUCGUGAUGACUUCCACGACGACGCCCAAGACGAUUGUCGCCGAGGCAAAGUUUGAAGGACUCACGCUCGAGGGCGUCAACCAGAAUUUGGUCGAUAUCCGGGCGGACGAAGGAGAGGUCGAGGCCGUCAGCCGGGAAGAGGAAAUCAUCAAAAAGCGCAAAACCGAGCUGACGACCACGCGCCAGAUCGAAACGCGCAUCAAGCGCCAGCUCCUGCUCGAGGAUGGCAAGGUCAUCGAGGACUCGGGCCCGAUCGUGUCCACCAACACGACGGAGGACACGGACCGCCAGGAGACGGUGCAAACCGAGCACCGAACCCUCGGAGACCCAACGGAGGAGGAAGUUACCAAAAGUGCGCUCGAUGCUGCUGGCAAUCCGGUAGCCCUCGAGGACGGUGGCACACAGAAACUAGUCAGUGAUGGUGGUGGAGGAGGGGGAGGAGCAGUUGCGGAAGGUAGCGGAAAACCAAAGACGAUCAGCGCCAUCGUGGCCCGGCCCGAUGGACUGCUGAGAAACACCAAGGAGGAGGUCGAAGUGUCCCGGGAGGAAACCAAGGAGUGCACCGUGAUGGCCGAGCGGAAACACUACGGAGACUUCACCGACGAUGCUUACCUGCGCGCCAUCAACAGUGGCGUGGACGACAUCCGCGAGCUGCUGCUGACGGAGGAGGCCCGCCUGGAGCUGGCCCCGUCCGGCCCCCAGCUGGUCAGCCACAGCACCAAGUCGCGCAAGGUCGUCGACAGCGAGGACACCGACAUCCAGCUGUCGGCCAAACCGGACGGCACACUCGUCACGGAGAAGACGCAAACGCGCCAGCACGAGGUCCUGUUCGACGACGACCUGCCCGGGGACGAACGGCUGAGCACCGGCAUCGAUCAGGUGGACAGCGCCGAGCGGAUCAUCGAUCAAAAGGCCUCCUCCGCGCGAUACUUCAAGCAGCGCGAUGAGCAGCACGUGGAUCUAAUCGACUCCGCCGGACAGGUCGUGGGCCACGAGAUGCGCUACUCGGCGGAAAACACCCAAAUGGAAAAGGACGCCACCGGACGUCCGGAGAACCUGCUCUCCGAGUGGGACUCGCUCUCGGAUCGUCUGCGGAAGGCCCGCCGGUUGGGGCGCCACUCGACGCCCAAGGAGGUCGCUGGAGUGGUCACGGGACUGCCGCAGCCGUUGAUCGAUCGGACGGAUGCGUUGACGAAGCGGCCGCUGGACUUUGACCGGGAGGACGAGACGCGGAAGCACGAGACGAGCAAGUGGUUGGAGAGUCACUUUGGGAGUGAGUCGAGGUCGUCGCGGGGAUCGCGGGACGAUCUGGAUGAGCUGGUGGAGCCGACGAAGAAGACAUACUUCAAUGUGACGAUCAAGAGUAAUGAGGAUGGUCAUGGGUUGAGUUCGGUGGGGAAGGUUGUGUUGCCGGAGCGGGAGGAACCUGUGGGGCGGAAGUACUUCCAGGGGGUGAGUGAGUGGAACGAGAGGAAUCGGUACCGGGGGUCGCGGGAGAAUUUGGUGGAUGGUGAUGAGUACGGUGGGUACAGGUCGUCGGGGAAAUUGAAGGACUCCUCGUACAAGGAGGACUCGGCGUACGUUUCUUCGUCGACUUAUUUUACGACGCCGCGAUCGCCGAAGCACUUGAAGGAUAGUAACUUCAACGCCAGGUAUGGAAGGGAGGCACGAUCGGUGUCGCCUGAUCGUAUUGAGUACGUUGUUCAGGAGGAUCGCCCGGCGGUUCCACAGCGGAAGAAGGCGUUGGAGCGGAAGCUGACCAACGGCAGUGGCAUGAUGCAGAAGCAGCACGUCGUUGAGGUGGCCCCGCCGCAGGUCAUCGAGUACGCACCGCGCAGUCGAUCGAUUUCACCGAUACAGAUUCCCCCGGCGGCGACGACCUUGCGCAAGCCCUACCAGAAGACGCGCUUCAGCAGCAUCCAGGAUCUUAGUCACACGUCGUCCCGCAACGGGACCGCCAACGGCAACUCCCGCGCCCAGAGCACGCCGCCCAAGAGCAAGGUCGGUUCGGCGAUCGGGAACAGCAUCCGCAAGCUGGUCGGCAAGAUCCGGUCGGCCAGCGCCGAACGCAAACUACGUCUCAAAUCAGCCGUCAAGCAAAGUCGAAGAUCACCCUCCCCGACCUCCUCGUCCGCCGCCGCCGCCGCCAAACGCAACAGCUCGUCCAGUGCAACCUACCAGCAGUACAACGUCAUCGACGGUCACAUUGGACGAGGAUACUCACCACCACCACCACCAACUCAACCUCCAUCGGCAGCUGCUUUGCAAAACCAGUCAGCCCAACGCACAGUCAGUCACAAACAGAACGGCAACCCGGCCAGACGUUCAGAAGUACGCGAUCGUGAACCAGCAAGCUACGACCGGCGCGGAUCGUCCGACAUCGUGUCCGACAUGACGACCAACAGUGCGGGCAUUCCGAUCCCCAAGCAAAAGUACUACCUCGGCGAGAAUCCGUACGGCGGGAGCAUCUUUGGCAAGGAGAACAAGUACGGGGAAGGGGCGGCAGGUCGUGCAGGUCAACAGCAGCGGAUGACCGAGGAGAGGAUCGUGACGUCGUCGUCGCAUGCGAGGAGCUACAGUCAACCACCCCCUCCGACCGGAAGCACACUGGGCCGAUUCAGCAAGAGUACCAAUCGGCUAACCUCCAACGGACACGACCGCAACGGAUCGUCCUCGUACGUGCAGCAGCAACAGCAGCACUACCAAACCAGCUCCCAAACCCUGCCCCGAAAGCUGUACGAGCAAAAGGCCAAAAGCAAACCGCUCCACUCGUCCACGAUCAACGUUUCGAUCGUCAACAACGUAUCCCCUUCGCCGCAACCGCCGCUGACCAACACGGGCCCGGUGAAACCCGCCCGCACCUACAAGGCCCUCAACCGCAGCAAGUCGUUCAACGUGCACGGCCUCAACGGAACCAACGACCCUAGUCCCAUCUACCUGGAGAAGCUCAACCGCAACAACUACAACUCGUUCUACCGGUCCAACUCCCACCUGGACGACCUGCAGCGGACGCCGUCCCGCCACCAGAACGAGUCCAUGCAGCUCAAGAGUCCCUCGAUCGUGAACCUGAUCAGCCGAAGUACGCGCGACCUCACCCAAAGCCCGCUGUACGAGGACGAGCGCGUCCACGAGUACUCCACCAACAAGAAAACGGUCUUCCUCAAGAACCUGCAGAACCGCGCCCCCGAACUGUACCGAACGCUGCACGGCGAACACGCUCCCAGUCCGUCCCGCGAGUACCUCAACACCUACAUCAACCGCGAGCAGGAAUCGUCCCUCGGUUCCCGCUCACCCCUCACCAUCAACAAGGACACCGCCAGCAUCGUGCGCCGCGGCAGCUCCAGCACCGAAGACUACUCCGAGUCGUACAAAAUCACCCAGAAGAACGAGGAUCCGGCCCGGCCCGGCAUGACCAACACGGUGCGCAACUUUAGCAAAAAGACCGUCCCCACCAAGGACGGCCGUGGCCUGCAGACGAUCGAAACGAGCGAGGUGCGCACCACGUCCAGCAGUCGCUACCGCAGCGAUCCGGCCGCCUCGGGGCUCAAGUACCAGGAGUUUCGCAACGGCGGCGGCGCCGGAUCCACCGGAGGAGUCGUGAUCGAACUGAGAGGGAACUCGUAGAGUGUGUGCGGGUCGAUGAUUUUAAUUUGGUAACCCCACUUUUUUUUCUGUGUGUUUGUGUUUUCUUCAAACUGUUUUUAAACAAAAAAAUCUCUUUUUAAACCUCCUAAUCGAAGUGAAGCAAAAAUGUCAAGAAUUUCUAGUUGUGCCAGAACCGUUGAGUGGACACACCCACACACAUCUCUUGAUUUGGUUUUAAUUCGUUUCGUGUAUCGUGUACUCUAGGAAACUAAUCGAAGAUUUUUUCUAAUAAUCACAAAAAAAGUGUAUUAAAUACCUAUUUGCUCCACGAAAACUGAAAAUAAACGUGAAAUAAAGUAACAAAA